This is a messenger RNA of Plasmodium gonderi, 1575 nucleotides long. Its product is annotated as alternative splicing regulator. The transcript has a single exon. Gene Ontology annotation, molecular function: protein binding. Gene Ontology annotation, biological process: mRNA splicing, via spliceosome. NCBI's taxonomy places the organism in Eukaryota, Apicomplexa, Aconoidasida, Haemosporida, Plasmodiidae. Gene Ontology annotation, cellular component: precatalytic spliceosome. The coding region runs from base 1 to 1575 and encodes 524 amino acids. The record is from RefSeq and is a predicted model, not a curated record.
AUGGCAAAUCAUCUGAAUGUGUCAGCCCCAGAUGUGAUACGAUUGAUUCUCCAAUACUUAAGAGAAAAUAAUUUGAUAAGAUCCUUUUACGUAUUACAAGAAGAAAGCAACAUAAAGCUAAACGCAAUAAGUAAUGUGGAUAUGUUAAUAAGUGACAUACAUAAAGGAAAUUGGAAAAAUGUUCUCUAUAAUAUCACGACAAUUGAUCUGUGUGAUGAGACAUUGAUAAAUUUGUAUGAGCAGUUAAUAUGUGAACUUAUAGAAUACAAAGAAAAUGAGCUAGCUGAAAAGAUAAUGAAUGAAUGUAUAAUUUUUAAAAAAAUGAAAAAAGUGCAUGUAGAAAAAUAUCAAAAGUUAGAAGAUCUACUAAGUAUGAACAAUAAACAUAUCAAUAAAAGUGUAUUAUACGAUGGGACAACUAAAGAGGAAAAAAGAAAUAAUAUAUGCAUGAUGAUUAAUAACGAAAUAACAUCAUGUGCACCUUCGAGACUUUUAGCAUUGCUAGGUAUGGCAUUAAAAUGGCAAAAUCAUCAUAAUCUAAUAAAAAAAAAUAAAGAAAAUGAUAAUUUUGAUAUUUUUAGGAAUAUAGAAAAAAAUGAAUCGAAAAGUAUAGAUGUAUAUCCAGAAAAAAUUUUGAAAAGUAUAAAAUUUGGAAAAGAGUCUAAUGUGGAAUGUUGUAUAUGUUCAUAUAGUCAUGAUUACUUAAUUACAGGAUCUUCGGAUGGUUUUAUUGAAAUAUGGAGUUGGCUAACUGCACAAUUAAACAUCGACUUGAAUUAUCAAAAGGAAAAUAAUAUUAUGAUGCAUGAUAAUCCAAUUGUUAGUUUAUGUAUAAGUAAAGAUGAUGAAAUAUUAAUUAGUGGAGAUUCUAAAGGGAUAAUUAAAAUAUGGAGAAUCAAAACCGGUUCAUGUUUAAGAACUAUAAAUGCACAUACUAAUGCAAUUACAUCUAUUCAUUUUAAUAAUGACCAAACACAAAUAUUAACAUCAUCAUACGACAUUUCUGUUAAAAUAUUUGGAUUAAAAUCAUUGAAAUCUUUAAAAGAAUUUAGAAAGCAUUCAACUGUUGUUCAUACAUCUUUAUAUUCCUUAGAUAAUUCUAAAGUUAUAUGUGGUACGGAAGAAGGAAAGAUAUAUAUAUAUAAUCAGAAAACGUGUGAAUGUAUAACUUCAUUUUAUGUAUAUUAUAAUAUAAAAGAUGACAUUAUUUUCCCAACAAUAUAUUCUAUCACAUUAUUGACCAAAACAUUGGAUGAAUAUAUCUUAGUUUGUUCAAAAUCUCCUUAUUGUUAUCUCAUGAAUUUCAAAGGACAGAUUAUUAAAACGUAUACGUAUAUAGUUGACAAGGUGGGAGAAAAUCCAAUUAAUUUCGUCUCUGCUUGUAUUUCUCCCAAUUCUAAAUAUGUCUAUUGUUUGGGCGAGAAUCAACAUCUUUACUGUUUUAAUUAUAACACUACAAAAUUAGAAACACAAAUAAAAGUUUUGGAGGAACAGUCCCUUGGUGUGCUUCAUCACUCCAGUUAUGAUCUUAUGGCCGCCUGGGCCCUAGACGGUACGUUGAAUAUAGUACAGUAA